Messenger RNA from Lolium rigidum, 2337 nucleotides. Its product is annotated as transketolase, chloroplastic. Gene Ontology annotation, cellular component: cytosol. Gene Ontology annotation, molecular function: transketolase activity. Gene Ontology annotation, biological process: pentose-phosphate shunt. Lineage: Eukaryota; Viridiplantae; Streptophyta; Magnoliopsida; Poales; Poaceae. The record is from RefSeq and is a predicted model, not a curated record. Bases 102 to 2003 code for a protein of 633 amino acids. The transcript is spliced from 7 exons.
CCGCCGCCACGGGCGAGCUGCUCGACAAGUCGGUCAACGCGAUCCGCUUCCUCGCCAUCGACGCCGUCGAGAAGGCCAACUCGGGCCACCCGGGCCUGCCCAUGGGCUGCGCGCCCAUGGGCCACAUCCUCUACGACGAGGUCAUGCGCUACAACCCCAAGAACCCCUACUGGUUCAACCGCGACCGCUUCGUCCUCUCCGCCGGACACGGCUGCAUGCUCCAGUACGCCCUGCUCCACCUCGCCGGCUACGACGCCGUCAAGGAAGCGGACCUGAAGCAAUUCAGGCAAUGGGGAAGCUCCACCCCAGGACACCCUGAGAACUUCGAAACUCCUGGAGUUGAAGUCACCACUGGUCCUCUUGGACAGGGUAUCGCCAACGCCGUCGGGUUGGCACUUGCCGAGAAGCACCUGGCCGCUCGUUUCAACAAGCCUGACAGCGAAAUCGUUGAUCACUACACGUACUGUAUCGUGGGAGAUGGGUGCAACAUGGAGGGUAUCUUGAACGAAGCUUGCUCGCUGGCUGGGCAUUGGGGUCUUGGCAAGCUCAUCACUUUCUACGACGACAACCACAUCUCCAUCGAUGGAGACACUGAGAUUGCCUUCACAGAGGAUGUGAGUGCUCGCUUUGAAGCCCUUGGGUGGCACACGAUCUGGGUUAAGAAUGGCAACGAUGGCUAUGACGAGAUCCGCAAGGCCAUCCAGGAAGCUAAAGCAGUUACCGACAAGCCCACUUUGAUCAAGGUCACCACUACGAUCGGUUUUGGAUCUCCCAACAAGGCCAACUCAUACAGUGUACACGGAGCUGCAUUGGGCACCAGCGAGGUUGAAGCAACCAGGGCAAACCUUGGAUGGCCCUAUGAGCCAUUCUUUGUGCCUGAGGAUGUCAAGAGCCACUGGAGUCGCCAUGUGCCCCAAGGUGCUGCCCUUGAGGCUGAUUGGGAUGCUAAGUUUGCACAGUACGAGCAGAAGUACCCAGAAGAUGCCGCGACUCUGAAAAGUAUUAUCACAGGAGAGUUGCCUGCUGGCUGGGCUGAUGCUCUUCCUCAAUACACUCCAGAGAGCGCAGCAGAUGCCACAAGGAAUCUCUCUCAGCAGUGCCUGAAUGCACUUGCUCCAGUUGUGCCUGGUCUUAUUGGUGGUAGUGCUGAUCUUGCAUCCUCCAACAUGACACUUCUUAAGAUGUUUGGCGACUUCCAGAAGGAUACUCCCGAGGAGCGCAAUGUCCGCUUUGGAGUCAGGGAGCAUGGAAUGGGUGCCAUUUGCAAUGGCAUUGCGCUGCACACCCCAGGGCUGAUCCCAUACUGUGCCACUUUCUUUGUUUUCACUGACUACAUGAGAGGUGCCAUGAGGAUCUCAGCCUUGUCCGAAGCUGGAGUUAUCUAUGUCAUGACCCACGACUCUAUUGGUCUGGGUGAAGAUGGCCCGACCCAUCAGCCCAUUGAGCACUUGGUGAGCUUCCGUGCCAUGCCGAACAUAUUGAUGUUCCGCCCUGCUGAUGGCAAGGAGACUGCUGGAGCAUACAAGGUCGCAGUCCUCAACAGGAAGAGGCCAUCUAUUCUCGCUCUCUCCAGGCAAAAGCUUCCUCAUCUGCCUGGCACCUCAAUUGAGGGCGUUGCCAAGGGUGGGUACACCAUCUCCGACAACUCAACCGGCAACAAGCCUGACUUCAUCUUGUUGAGUACUGGUUCUGAGCUGGAGAUUGCUGUCAAGGCUGCUGAAGAGUUGACCAAGGAGGGAAAGACCGUCCGCGUUGUGUCAUUUGUCUCGUGGGAGCUUUUCGACGAGCAGUCAGAUGAAUACAAGGAGAGCGUGCUUCCAGCGGCCGUCACUGCAAGAAUCAGUAUUGAGGCUGGGUCUACCCUGGGAUGGCAAAAGUAUGUUGGAUCCGCAGGCAAGACCAUUGGCAUUGACAAAUUCGGAGCAAGUGCUCCUGCUGGAAUUAUCUACAAGGAAUAUGGUAUCACUGCGGAGAACGUCGUUGCCGCAGCCAAGAGCCUGUAAGAUUGCACUUCUUCAGGGUUUUUGUCAUCGUUGAUGCCAAGGAACACCACACUUGCCCAGAGCUUUGGAAUAAUAGAGGGAGAGACAGAGGAUGCCUGCGUCGGAAGCGUGAGUGGUAUUUUAGGCCUGUAAUAAACAAUGCCUUUUCCAUUUGCGUUGGUUUUAUUCGAUCGCCCCUUAGAUGAUUCAUUCAUGAAGGGCGAGCCUGAUUAAAGUGGGGACUCGUUUUGUUGAUGUCUUACAUUGAACUGAUAGUCGUGCAUAUGAUGGAUUGUUUGAUUCUCCCUUGAGAUCAUCAUCUCAAUCGGUUUAUGAUAUGGUGCGCCCUUGCUCC